AUGUCUUUGAACGAGGAACGGAUCACGCUCAUUUUGGACGAAUCCGCUGGCUUUGACGGGAUCCAUCUCGUUAUACCGCUUUGCGAUAUCCGCGCAAACUGCCUCUACCCAGUAAAAUAUCUCAAGUUCCUCGCCUGGGCUGUUUAUUGGCUCGAAGGCACGAUCAAACUCAACGGCCAGGUCGUUGGAGUUAAAGAUCAGCUAGCUGCAGGAGCAGUUUACACCUCCCACUUGGACGCACCUAGAGACCUAUUACAAGCUGCACCCGUCAAUCCAGACACCGCUUUCAACAAGACAGAAUCGUCAGCCUCUGAUACAUGCAAGGCGUCCUUUCGGCGCAGCCUUCUCGAGCGUGACGGACACUGUCCCUUCACUGGAGUGGUGGAAACGAUGUGUCAUGUGGCCCACUUCAUCCCAUUAUCCAAGGGCGAAGACUUCUUUAGAGCCGUUGUAGAUAGCCGUUCCCACACAGCUUCAUUCCUAGACGGAGAAGACACUGCCUUGCUCGGAAUUGACCAGAGCAAUUAUGGUAUCCUACUCGCUUCCCAAACCCAAAUGUUGAUGGAUGAAAAGUGGUCGGUAGCAAUCAUGAAGACUCCGAAUCCCAUCUUGUCCACAGACGAUAUCCCACCUCCUCCGACUUCUCGCAAGCAUCCUCUUAAAAGCUAUCAGUCUCACCCGAAGGCAGAACGAUACACACUGCAAUAUCUAUCUUUAGUUGGAAAGUACGCGACUGAUGACUACGCGGAAUGGACGCCCAAUAAUGUCGAUGCUGCAUUUGUAACCGUUACCGAACAUCCACGACCAUCCGCCCUCCUUCUUCACUAUCGCUAUGCUGCCAACGCUCUAAAACGCUGGGGACAGAACAUAGACAAACUCUCGGAGCUGCCAGGGUUCGUCGUGCGACAUUCUAAGGCUCGGGUUCCUCAUCCUUCUAAGAAACGACCUUCCGAUGCAUCGGACGAGCGACUUUCCGCAAAACGAAAGCACUCGUCAGAGCCUUCGAAAAGGUCUGAUCAUGCCGAAGGUGCCUCUAUGGAAGCCAAGGAUCCUAUGGAUCUUCUGCUGGAGAUACCCCACCUCCGUCAAAAUGUCCUUGACGCACAAGCCACCCGACAAGAGAAGCUUCGAUUGAACGUACUCGAUUGGCAAAUCAAUGCCGCGGAUUUACAGAGGGAUGAUUGAUCGGGGAAUGUGUAGAUUGACGAGGAGGCUCAACCAGGGUUUGCUGUGUCUGCGUUGAUGCAGUUGGGGAGGUAGAGGGGUGGCAGCGGUGGGCGGCGCUGGCGGACAAGAUGGUAGUUGAGAUUACUGGGAGUUCCAGUCAUUUUUCCUCGGGUUUUCUACUCGGGUUGGUGGCGAGUAGCCUACUUACUGUGGACAUGGAUGGUCUGGUGGCGGUUCAUAAGGUUUCAUUACGGACACAUAUUUAUACAUUUAUUUGAGAGUAGCGACCUCGAAGGAUAGUGUAACAUGUUCCUUCCUCGUUGUACUGCAUGGUUGUUCAAUUUUAUUGUUAAUUUU
Molecule: messenger RNA, 1524 nt
Organism: Stereum hirsutum FP-91666 SS1
Lineage: Eukaryota; Fungi; Basidiomycota; Agaricomycetes; Russulales; Stereaceae
Exons: 4
Coding region: 1-1185 (394 amino acids)
Source: RefSeq, a predicted model, not a curated record